This is a messenger RNA of Xenia sp. Carnegie-2017, 488 nucleotides long. RefSeq names its product inner kinetochore subunit wip1-like. The transcript has 3 exons. The coding region runs from base 124 to 354 and encodes 76 amino acids. Gene Ontology annotation, cellular component: kinetochore; nucleoplasm. Gene Ontology annotation, molecular function: DNA binding; protein heterodimerization activity. Gene Ontology annotation, biological process: kinetochore assembly; chromosome segregation; mitotic cell cycle. The record is from RefSeq and is a predicted model, not a curated record. Lineage: Eukaryota; Metazoa; Cnidaria; Anthozoa; Malacalcyonacea; Xeniidae.
AUGGAUAGAAGAGGGCAAAGUUGGUUCCUCUUAACAAAACAGGGAAAUUCAAAAAUAUCAAAUUAGCGGAAGUUUUUCGAAACUUGUUGUUUAUUUAGCUGUUUACUUCACAACGAUAACGCUAUGAAGAGAAGAUUUCCACGUUCUAGACUUCAGAAAAUAAUAAAAAGCUAUCAGAAAGAAAUUAAAAUGACAAAAAAUGUCGAUAUUUUGAUAUUUUUGAAUUAUAUGAUGUUUCUACGUUCACUUGCCAUUGAGGCAAAUUUGAACUGCCAAGAAAGUGGACAAAAACAUCUAACUGGAACUCAUGUUGAGAAUGCCCUUCCGGUUGUUCUUAAGAAGUUCCGUGGGUAAAGAAAAAACUCUUCAUCUUAUAUGAUUUUCUAGAAGAUAUGCUAUAUUUAUACAUAGUCUAUAAUGCAAAUAACACUGAUGAAUUAUUUCUUUGAAAUAAUAUAUUAUUUCAGUUAUUUGCCAUAGUCAUACAA